Messenger RNA from Oncorhynchus masou masou (cherry salmon), 2185 nucleotides. Its product is annotated as adhesion G-protein coupled receptor G7-like. The transcript is spliced from 9 exons. Lineage: Eukaryota; Metazoa; Chordata; Actinopteri; Salmoniformes; Salmonidae. Gene Ontology annotation, cellular component: membrane. The record is from RefSeq and is a predicted model, not a curated record. Gene Ontology annotation, biological process: G protein-coupled receptor signaling pathway; cell surface receptor signaling pathway. Gene Ontology annotation, molecular function: G protein-coupled receptor activity. The coding region runs from base 75 to 1481 and encodes 468 amino acids.
UAAUUUUGUGGCCAACAGAAUUCAUCUCAACACCAAUACCUCUGAACUGAUAGCUGACAAAGGAGGUUCUACCGAUGUCCAGAUUGUUAUCAAAUUCCCACCAGUUUUGCAUAGUAAAAACACAAAGCUACUCCAUUGGUUUUGUGCUCUACCAAAACGACCGGUUCUUCAGGUCCAAGGCUUUCAGAGCUUCUUCAGGGACCAGCAGAAGGGUCAUCUCUGCUAACCUGGGACAAGUGUCUGGGUUACAUGUUGAGAUGCUCUUCAAGCCCACAGCUGUUCCCAACACCUCCCUCCAUGACUUUGCCUGCGUGUCAUGGAACUACACGUUGAAAGACUGGAGCACCUUUGGCUGCUCCAAAGUCAACCACUCAGCAGACGGCCUGCAAUGUUUCUGUAAUCACACCACUUACUUCGCUGUGCUGAUGUCGUUCAGGAGGAACUUUAAAUACGCUGAUGAGCUAGACUUGAUCACCAUAUUGGGAUGUUCCAUGUCCAUCAUUGGGUUGAGUUUAACAAUAACAUUCCAGAUGGUGACCAGAAAAUCACGCAAAACCAACCCAACGGUCCUCUUAGUGAGCGUCUGUAUGUGUCUCCUGAUCUUCACCCUCCUCUUCAUGUUGGGAGUGGACAACCCUCAUAAACAGCUGGGCAAACCUGAAAUACAGGAGGACAACAUUCUCCCCCCAUCCGACACACACACAGAGCGGGACAGAGGGCCUUGUACUGCAGUGGCAGUCCUGCUGCAGUACUUCCUGUUGGGGACGUUCACCUGGAACACGCUGUAUGCCACACAUGUCUUCCUGAUGAUCAGAAACAGCCUGGCCACCAGCCCAUCACACUUCACAGCCUAUACCGUGGCCAUCGGAUGGGGACUGCCUGCAGUUGUGGUGUCUCUCACCUUAGGAAUUAGUUACAGAGUGGAUGAUCCACUGGGAUACAGGCAGGAGGAAUUUUGCUGGCUUGCUGCCCUCGAUCCAAAGGGGAACUUUGACUUUAAGCUGCCAAUGUUUUGGGGUUUCCUGGUCCCUGUGGCAUUCAUGCUUAUCUUCAACACGGUGGUGUUGCUUUGUUUUGCAGUUACAACAGCCAAGACCAACCCACAUUUAACCAGUACAAGACACACAUCAUUGAAGAAGAAGUUCCUCAGUAGCUUCUCUCUGGCUGUGGUGCUCGGUCUCUCCUGGAUCCUGGGCUAUCUGUUGCUCAUUACACAGAACCAGACCAUGUACACCAUACUCAACAUCUCCUUCUGUGUUCUCACCACCACUCAGGGCUUGCAAAUUUUCAUUCUGUUCACAGCAAGAACAUCAAUUGUCAAGAAAAAGAUGUCAAGUACUUUGAAAUCUAUCUCUAGUGUUGGGAUCCCUCUUCACACUAGGAAGUUCAGUCUAUGGCGAGGCGAGCACAGUGAUAACGUAGAAUCAUACACACAACAGGACACUGAUCUGUCAUUUUCACCUUGUUCCACAGAUAUCUAACUGAUGGGCUGCAAGUUCAACCUGUUGUAAAAUGUUUUCUGUACCACACUAUUGUCAUAUAAUAUACAGUAUAAUACACACCAUUUUCUAUCAAUGUAUUGUUACUGUGAAUUGUCAGGAUUUGGCCAGGGUUGUUCCAGUUGUUGGUCACUAGAUGCCCCCAUUGUGCUUUUUGUCCUUAUGUUUUUCCCUUGUUCCCCAUUAUUAUUUGCACCUGUGUCUCGUUUCCCCUGAGUGUAUUUAAACCCUUAGUUUCCCUCUGUUCUGUGCUCUGUGUUUGUAUGUUAGCACCCUGCCCUAGUGUUCUGUGUGCUCUUGUCGAUUCCGGGUGACGUUCUUGUGGUAUUCUGUUUUUUGUUUUUGUUUAUUUUUGGUGAGUUUCUUUUGAGUUCUUUUGUGUUUUACCUACCACCUUUUGGAUUUGCCAUUUUUGUAUUUUAGGAUUUUUUCUUUAUUAAAUACACCGUCUUAAGUAGUGCUGUGUCUGCCUCAUCUUCUGGGUUCUGCUGUCUAUUCGUGGCUCAGUUGGUUAAGUGACUGUUUCUCACUCCGGAGACCCAGGUUCGAAACCGGGUCCUGACAUGAAUUCCCUCAGAAGUUGUUGUCCAAUGAUUUUUUGGCUAUGCACAUUUUUGUAAAUACUGUAGGUUACAUAUUUUUUUUAAUGUAACUGUUUUGAAUAAAACUGAUUAUUCUCUUUGAAA